Molecule: messenger RNA, 1102 nt
Organism: Rattus norvegicus (Norway rat)
Lineage: Eukaryota; Metazoa; Chordata; Mammalia; Rodentia; Muridae
Gene: Klri1
Product: killer cell lectin-like receptor family I member 1
Exons: 7
Coding region: 201-932 (243 amino acids)
Cellular component (GO): plasma membrane
Source: RefSeq, marked provisional
UUGCAACUUAGAACUCUCCCGGACGAUUGGAAACAUAUUAUCGGUUGUCCAAUUUUAUUCAUCUAGUGAAACACUGGGGCAUUGUUUAAUUCUUGGAUUCUUUGAUAAAACUUUCAGACAUACUCCUCUAGGAUAAAUACUUUGGAGAUACUCCAGAACAAGAGCAGCAAGCUACCAGGACUGACGGGAAGCAGAACAAAAUGCCCCACAGUAAACACCGUGAUUAUACAGCGGACAAGCAGGAUAUUCCAUACACAGAGCUAAAGGCAUGUAAGUCUCCAUGGAAGCACAGAACACCUGCAGUCAAGCAGAGCCCUGUAGUGCUAAGUGAAGAGCAGCUAAAAUAUGCAGAGUUGACAUUCCACAGAACACCCCAGCUCCAGCCCAGAAAACAAACUGUCAGAAGGAAAAGACAAGGACCCAAAUCAGCAGUAUGGAGAGUGGUUACUUGCGUGCUUGGGGUCUUGUGUGUGGUGCUGAUGAUAACCAUGGGGAUCUUAGUUCCAAAAUUAUUUUCUGGUCAAGAAGAGCAAUACAGAGAAACCUCACUUCAUCAUCUUCUGAAGAAUGACUCCUCCUGUGAUCCUUGUUCCCAUGACUGGAUUGCUUUUGGAAACAAUUUCUAUCUCUUUUUUCGUGGGACCAAAUCCUGGGCAGAGAGCAAGUCUGCCUGUGAGGAACUGAAUUCUCAUCUUCUGGACAUAGACUCCAAAGCAGAGCUGGAAAAUUUGUUACUGUUUGAAAUUAAUGGGUGGAUUCUUGUCAAAAAGAAUCAAACUAACUGGUCCUCGUCUGAAAAUGAAACUAAACUACAGCAUACCCUAAUUGAUGAAAAGAAGAAUCAUAGCUGUCGUUACCUGCGUGGAAGCCAAUUCAUUGCUGAUGACUGCUCAUCUAAGAAACCAUACGCCUGUGAAUUUAAUAAAAUGUGAUGCCUAUUUCACUAGCAUAAUUUUGUUUAAUUAUGAACAUCAAGAUGUCUGUUGUUUGUUGAAUAUAUUAUUUUUUACACUUGAUCUUUGUCAAAAUGCCAAUGAUGAUAAUUUUUAAAUUUUGAAGAUGUUUUACUGAACUGAGAUGCUGAUUAAAAUUUUACUAUCUA